AUGGCUGUUAAAGAUCGACCUCAAGUGAGCCAGCUUCAUCCUGGCUUAAAUGAGCGGGGCGAAAAGUCCGAGGCGAGAUGGCACAGCUCCAAGCUAUUUGUUUAG
Messenger RNA from Sclerotinia sclerotiorum 1980 UF-70, 105 nucleotides. RefSeq lists its product as hypothetical. The record is from RefSeq and is a predicted model, not a curated record. Lineage: Eukaryota; Fungi; Ascomycota; Leotiomycetes; Helotiales; Sclerotiniaceae. The coding region runs from base 1 to 105 and encodes 34 amino acids. The transcript has 2 exons.